Molecule: messenger RNA, 1587 nt
Organism: Gorilla gorilla gorilla (western lowland gorilla)
Lineage: Eukaryota; Metazoa; Chordata; Mammalia; Primates; Hominidae
Gene: EEF1AKMT4
Product: EEF1A lysine methyltransferase 4
Exons: 3
Coding region: 505-1272 (255 amino acids)
Molecular function (GO): S-adenosylmethionine-dependent methyltransferase activity
Source: RefSeq, a predicted model, not a curated record
GAACGAAUGUCCAGAAAAGCAACAUUCCUGCCUAUCUCCCCCACAACCGCUGAAGCUAGCAUUCUACUUCGCCUGCGCUGGGAACAUCUGUGUUCCUGCUGUCUCUCCAGGAGGGCAAAGCCCCUGUUCGCGCCCCUCCUGCCUGCCCUUCGAGCCUUCCGGAUGCUGAGAAAAAUGAACCUUUCACUAAUUUUCAGAUUUCCUGAUAAAAGUCAUUCACAUUGAAAAUAUGAGAGGACGCAGUGUUGAGCCCAUGUGAGUCUGACACCAUGAGUGCGGCCCUAGGAAAUGACUUGGCAGUACAGCCGGAGGAUUCAGGGUCUGGACGAUGGUUUUCCCAGCCGGAGGAUUCUUCGAAGAGCGCUUAGUAAAGGACGGAAGUUCCACGUGUUUGUGUUGAGCAACUGCAGAUGGUGGGCGGAGACACCAGGGCCCCGCCUUCUGCAUCCUGCCUUCCGUAUUGGCUGAAGGGCCGGCGGCUCUGGCUGCCUGGCGGUUGAGAGCAUGGCCUCUCCAGGGGCCGGUAGGGCGCCUCCGGAGUUACCGGAGCGGAACUGCGGGUACCGCGAAGUCGAGUACUGGGAUCAGCGCUACCAAGGCGCAGCCGAUUCUGCCCCCUACGAUUGGUUCGGGGACUUCUCCUCCUUCCGUGCCCUCCUAGAGCCGGAGCUGCGGCCCGAGGACCGUAUCCUUGUGCUAGGUUGCGGGAACAGUGCCCUGAGCUACGAGCUGUUCCUCAGAGGCUUCCCUAAUGUGACCAGUGUGGACUACUCAUCAGUCGUGGUGGCUGCCAUGCAGGCUCGCUAUGCCCAUGUGCCGCAGCUGCGCUGGGAGACCAUGGAUGUGCGGAAGCUGGACUUCCCCAGUGCUUCUUUUGAUGUGGUUCUCGAGAAGGGCACGCUGGAUGCCCUGCUGGCUGGGGAACGAGAUCCCUGGACCGUGUCCUCUGAAGGUGUCCACACUGUGGACCAGGUGUUGUGUGAGGUGAGCCGCGUGCUUGUCCCUGGAGGCCGGUUCAUCUCAAUGACUUCUGCUGCCCCCCACUUUCGGACCAGACACUAUGCCCAAGCCUGUUAUGGCUGGUCCCUGAGGCAUGCUACCUAUGGCAGCAGUUUCCACUUCCAUCUCUACCUCAUGCAGAAGGGCGGGGAGCUCAGUGUGGCCCAGCUGGCUCUGGGGGCCCAAAUCCUCUCACCCCCCAGACCUCCCACCUCACCUUGCUUCCUUCAGGACUCAGAUCAUGAGGACUUCCUUAGUGCCAUUCAGCUCUGAGGCCAGAGCAUGGUCCUCCACCCUUCCUGCCAUUCUGCCCUGGGCUCCUCAGGUAGUUGGAAUUCCUGACUCAGGACUUGGGGUUGGGUCCAAGGUGCUUACAUCCCAGGGGCCUCAUGCCUAAGAUAGAGGGUGGGAGCGAACCCACAUGAACCAAUACAGCCCAGCUCCAACUAGAUCCAGAUUCCAGGUUUCUUGCUUCUUUCUUGGGUUCCUCAGUUCUCUCCUGGGUUCCCCAACCUCCUCUGCCACCACACCAAACCACCAGUGAUGUAUCCCCUGGGGCAAAGCUCAUUAUAACCCCUCUGCACACCA